AUGAAAUCAAGUAAUAACUAUAAUAGAACAGACUCUAUCUUCUUCCCUCCCAUUAUAACUAACUAUGUCCCUUUUUUUUUUAGGUAUGAAGUUUUAGAUUUAAUGGGUCAAGGAUCAUUUGGACAAGUUGUAAAAUGUAGAACAUUAAAGACAAAUGAGCUUGUAGCUAUUAAAAUAGUUAAAAAUCAACCUACAUAUAAUAUGUAUGGUGAUAAAGAAGUUGAAAUAUUAUGUAAGCUUAGAGACAGUCCAGAACAUAAAGAACGAUUUUUACAAUUAAAAAAUAGUUUUGUAUUUCGUGGACAUAGAUGCGCAGUAUUUGAAUUACUUGAUAUUAGUUUAUAUAAAUAUUUACACCAAAAACCCGGGAAAGCGAAAUUGGUUAUCCAAGAUAUUCAAAAGAUAGCAUUCCAUAUUCUAGAAACAUUAGAUCUAUUAAAGGAUAUGCGAAUUAUACACACGGACUUGAAGCCAGAUAACAUUUUAUUAAAAAGUCAAGAUAAUGUACAUGAUGUUAAACUCAUUGAUUAUGGAUCCGCAUUCUUUGAAACUGACACAUUAAAUUAUCAUAUUCAAACUGCCUUUUAUCGAUCACCGGAAGUUAUUUUACAAAUGGAAUUUGGUUGUGCAAUUGAUAUGUGGUCAUUUGGUUGUUUUAUCGCUGAAUUAUUUUUAGGAAAGCCGUUAUUUUCAAGUGAUAAUGAAGUCACCUUAAUGCAUGUGAUGGUGACUACUUUAGAUUGCUUCCCUCCAGAUCACAUGCUUCAUCAAGGGAAAAGAUCAAGUGAAUUUUUUCAUUUUCCGAAGCGAAAUAAAAAAGUAUCACACAAUCCUCCAAUUAGACUUCUUCAUCCUCAUAAAAGUAGUCAUCAUACAACACUUGAACAAAAAAUCAUGGAAUUUGAAUCUGAUGAUAGUUAUGAAGAUCGUAAAAUGCUAUAUGACUUUCUUAAACAUAUUUUAAUAUUUGAUCCAGUUGAAAGAUAUUCACCAAGACAAGCAUUAAAACAUUCUUUUAUUACGACAUCCAUGCUAGAACAUGUUCCUUUAGCAACCAUGUAUGCAUCAUUAACAAAAACUAUAAAUACACCACCAUGUACUAUGACAACAAAAGAUCUUCUUCCAAAAAAGUCAAUACUCAAACGUAGUCACACCCCAACACAGCAACCAGAGAAUACAUUAGAUAGCAAAGUUGCUUUCCUAUUUCAACAGCAGCCACCAAUGUCCAUCGUUGAUAGCCAUCGUCAUUCAUCCAUGGAUACUUCUUUAUCUUCUCUUGUUGGCUAUCCGUCUUCUUCUUAUUAUUAUCCUUUUACUACUUUAAAUAAUAAUAAUAAUAGAGGUCUUUAUUCAACUCACUUCAUCUCCCCUACAAUAAACACUAAUAAUAAUAAUACAAUCUGUCAACAACAUCUUACAAAUCCUAAUUCCAUCUUCCUGAGAUAUCCUUCUCCUUUACUUUAUUAUCCAACACCUCAUAUCUUUCAACAACAACAACAACAACAACAGUCACUAUAUCCACAAUCUCCAACCUUGAUUUAUUCUACAAGGAUAUAA
Molecule: messenger RNA, 1557 nt
Organism: Cokeromyces recurvatus
Lineage: Eukaryota; Fungi; Mucoromycota; Mucoromycetes; Mucorales; Mucoraceae
Product: kinase-like domain-containing protein
Exons: 6
Coding region: 1-1557 (518 amino acids)
Biological process (GO): peptidyl-serine phosphorylation; peptidyl-threonine phosphorylation
Cellular component (GO): cytoplasm
Molecular function (GO): ATP binding; protein tyrosine kinase activity; protein serine/threonine kinase activity
Source: RefSeq, a predicted model, not a curated record